Messenger RNA from Pseudocercospora fijiensis CIRAD86, 1908 nucleotides. RefSeq lists its product as uncharacterized. NCBI's taxonomy places the organism in Eukaryota, Fungi, Ascomycota, Dothideomycetes, Mycosphaerellales, Mycosphaerellaceae. Gene Ontology annotation, cellular component: cytoplasm; mitochondrion. Bases 1 to 1908 code for a protein of 635 amino acids. Gene Ontology annotation, biological process: tRNA wobble uridine modification; tRNA methylation. Gene Ontology annotation, molecular function: protein binding; GTPase activity; GTP binding. The record is from RefSeq and is a predicted model, not a curated record. The transcript has a single exon.
AUGAUCGCGCGUGUGGGCGCUUUGCGGAGCGCACGGGCAAUUGGCGCGAGACAUGGUGGACGACGGGUGGCGUCGACGAGUACGAGCACGAAUGGCCAAGCGAGAGCGCCGAGUCCAGUCCGUGGAGGAGUACCAUCGCGUCCGAAAGGCUGGACGAGAGGCGACAAGACCGCGUUCAAUCACGAUGCAACGAUCUAUGCCUUGUCUUCUGCGCCCGGACGUGCAGCGAUAGCAGUCAUUCGUGUCUCGGGACCCGCGUGCCUGCAUGUCUAUGAGGCAUUCUGUCCGGGCAAGAACCAUCCAAAGCCGCGCUUGGCGACCGUAAGAAGCCUCUACGCGCCUGGGCAGCACCUCGCCCCCGACUCUAUCCUUGAUUCUUCGGCGCUGCUGCUAUACUUUCCUGCUCCACGCACAGCGACUGGUGACGACAUUCUAGAGCUUCAUCUACACGGCGGCCCAGCCAUAGUCAAAGCGGUGCUGGCUGCCAUCUCCAAAUGUUCAAGCGCGACCUUCCCCCUCCGAUAUGCUGAGCCUGGCGAGUUCACGCGGCGAGCAUUCAUGAACAGCCGGCUGGAUCUCACCCAGGUCGAGGCUUUGGGAGACACCCUGGCCGCAGAUACAGAGCAACAGCGCCGACUUGCAAUGCGCGGAACGGCCGGCUCCCUUGCGAAGCAGUACGAGACAUGGCGAGAAAUGCUUCUGUGUGCUCGUGGAGAGCUCGAAGCCCUCAUUGACUUUAGCGAAGAUCAGCAUUUCGACGAAAGCCCGAAUGAGCUUAUGGAGUCUGUCGCACAGCAAGUCCAAGUUCUGCAACAAGCAUUGCGAGUGCACAGCCAAAAUGCAGUCCGGGGUGAGCUGCUCAGGCACGGAAUUGGCAUUGCUUUACUCGGUGCCCCAAAUGCAGGCAAAAGCUCCCUGCUCAAUCGUAUAGUCGGCCGCGAAGCUGCCAUCGUCAGCCACGAAGCCGGCACGACCCGAGAUAUCGUGGAGGUCGGCGUUGACAUUGGUGGUUAUUUCUGUCGUUUCGGCGACACUGCUGGUCUGCGCCGGGCAAUGCCGGCAGCCGUACCAGGAGAGCAGGGAAAGUCCGCAGAAGUCAUCAAUAGAAUUGAGCAAGAAGGCAUGAGACGGGCGAAAGAGAGAGCGGCUGACAGUGACCUGGUCAUUGUAGUCUUUGGCUUCGAAGACACAAGCAAAGCUGGUUCGCUGCCUAAAUUGAACCUGGACGCCGACGUCACAGCAGUCGCGAAGAAACUAAUCCUGGAAAAGGACAACGUCGUAAUCAUCUUGAACAAAUCCGAUCUGGUGAGGAACGAAUCUGCACGAGCGGAAGCCAAACGAGCAGUUCUAAAAGACUUCCCAUCUCUCAACGAGGAUUCUGUACAUCUCCUGUCGUGCACCGAUGCGCAAACCACAAGUUCGGGACAGCUUCAGUCAAAUGUACGGUCAGCCGGCACAGAAGAGAUGGAUCCAGGAGGGAUACAAGCGUUUCUGGCAGGCCUGAUUCGGCAAUUCGAAAAGCUGACUGCAGCUUUGGCCCCGGUAGGCGAUGAUGAUGAUGAUGAUGCAGCAGGAUUCGCGCCCGCAGCCCAUGCCGAUCUUUCUAUUUGGCAGGAAUCUCUUGGCGCUAGCGAGAGGCAUCGCGUUUUGCUCGAGGAGUGCGUCAGCCAUCUCAAUGCCUUCCUUCGGGAGGCUCAUCCCGAAACUUCCCUUCCUGUUGGUGCGCACGAUGAUGACGACGAUUUCAAUCGGAAUCAAGUGGGCGAAGCAGAGGCAGAUAUUGUUGUUGCGGCAGAGCAUUUACGAGCAGCGGCGGAGUGUUUGGGAAAGAUCACUGGUCGAGGCCAAGCGGGCGAUGUGGAAGAAGUGUUAGGUGUUGUUUUCGAGAAGUUCUGUGUAGGCAAAUGA